ACCCGUUCUUGUGUCUUUUCUCGGCAGGUUCCUUAGAAAGAGAGCUUGGACGGCAUGCAAAGUUGUGAAAUAUCUGCAGACAGCACUGAUGAUCCUCUUAGUAGUGGCCUACGGAAAAAACGACAGCCGCGAAUAGUAGUUGUUGGUGCUGGGCUCGCGGGCCUCUCGGCGACCAAAACUCUCCUGGAAAAGGGUUUCACGGAUGUGACUGUCCUUGAAGCGUCUGACCGAAUUGGAGGCCGAGUACAAAGCGUGAAGCUCGGAAACGCGACUUUUGCUGGAGCCACGUGGAUUCAUGGUUCAAAUGGGAAUCCAGUCUAUCAUCUAGCAGAAGACAAUGGCUUACUCGAAGAGACCACGGAUGGCGAGAGAAGCAUCGGCCGCAUCAGCCUGUACUCCAAGAACGGAGUGGCUUAUCACCUCACCAACAAUGGGCAAAGGAUCCCGAAAGAUGUGGUUGAAGAAUUCAGCGAUUUAUACAACGAGGUCUAUAACCUGACUCAGGAGUUCUUCCAAAGCGGUAAACCAGUCAAUGCCGAGAGCAAGAACAGCGUGGGCGUCUUCACGCGAGAUGUCGUGCGCAAGCGCAUCAAAGCCGAUCCGGACGACUCGGAGGCGAUUAAGAGGCUAAAGCUGGCCAUGAUCCAACAAUACCUGAAGGUGGAAAGUUGCGAGAGCAGCUCCCACAGCAUGGACGAGGUUUCGCUCAGCGAAUUCGGGGAGUGGACCGAAAUCCCGGGGGCCCAUCACAUCAUCCCGUGCGGCUUCGUAAAGAUCGUGGAGAUCUUGUCCCGUUCCAUCCCGGACUCGGUCAUCCAGCUGAACAAGCCGGUCAGGUGCAUCCACUGGAACCAGUCCGUCAGCCAGGAGAUCGAGCGGGUGGCUGACCACAACAGCGACCACAUGGAAGAGGACGCGGGCUGCCCCGUCUUCGUGGAGUGCGAGGACUGCGAGUUUAUCCCGGCCGACCACGUCGUCGUGACGGUGUCCCUGGGGGUCCUGAAGAAGCGUCACGAGAGCAUGUUCCAGCCCCGCCUCCCUGAAGAGAAGGUGACGGCCAUUCAGAAGCUGGGCAUCAGCACCACGGACAAGAUCUUCUUGGAGUUCGAGGAGCCCUUCUGGAGCCCCGAGUGCAACAGCAUCCAGUUCGUCUGGGAGGACGAGGCCGAGAGCGAGAGCUUGACCUACCCGGAGGAGCAGUGGUACAAGAAGAUCUGCAGCUUUGACGUCCUCUACCCGCCGGAGCGCUACGGCCACGUCCUCAGCGGCUGGAUUUGCGGGGAGGAGGCCCUCAUCAUGGAGAAGUACGACGACGAGACCGUGGCAGAGACCUGCACGGAGAUGCUGCGUAAAUUUACAGGGAAUCCCGACAUUCCAAAACCUCGGCGGAUCCUCCGCUCCUUGUGGGGCAGCAACCCGUAUUUCCGUGGCUCGUAUUCCUACACUCAAGUUGGGUCGAGCGGAGUGGACGUGGAGAAACUGGCAAAGCCACUGCCUUAUACCGAGAGCUCCAAGACGGCUCCUAUGCAGGUGAUGUUUUCGGGCGAGGCCACCCACAGGAAGUACUAUUCCACUACCCAUGGUGCUUUGCUUUCUGGCCAGAGAGAGGCAGCUCACCUCACCGAAAUGUACCAAGACCUCUUACAAAGCGGGCACUGAGAAGGCCAGAAGUUGCAGAAGAACCACUGACUCGUGAUUCCUUUUACGGUUGUGUGUUAAAGGAAUUCCUUUUCCCCCCUCUCCUUCCCUUUCUUUUUCUAACCUCUACGAAUAGAAUUUUUUUUAUCUUUUUAUAUUAAAAAAAAAAUCUUACCUACUUUAACCCAUAGUCAACUGACUGUAGCUUAUUUUCACGUACUGUAUCGUUAACAGGGAAAGGUGCUCUUUCUGGUCUGGGUGAAACCUGUUACUUUUUCUCUUUUUUUUUGGUGUAAUUUGAUUUCCGAUUGCACUUCUGUUUCUUCUUUUGGAGGAAUUCUGUCCUCCCGCCCCUGUAUUGUAAGUGCCUUCUAUACUUCAAUAAAUGUUGUAAGAACCA
Heteronotia binoei (common prickly gecko) is the source of this 2038-nucleotide messenger RNA. RefSeq names its product spermine oxidase (gene SMOX). NCBI's taxonomy places the organism in Eukaryota, Metazoa, Chordata, Lepidosauria, Squamata, Gekkonidae. The record is from RefSeq and is a predicted model, not a curated record. Gene Ontology annotation, molecular function: polyamine oxidase activity.